Papaver somniferum (opium poppy) is the source of this 717-nucleotide messenger RNA. RefSeq lists its product as uncharacterized. NCBI's taxonomy places the organism in Eukaryota, Viridiplantae, Streptophyta, Magnoliopsida, Ranunculales, Papaveraceae. Bases 1 to 717 code for a protein of 238 amino acids. The transcript has a single exon. The record is from RefSeq and is a predicted model, not a curated record.
AUGUGUAUCUUUGACACUCUUGAAACUCUUGAGCAUAUUUUGUUACACUGUCAAUUCGCCAAGUCAGUUUGGUCAUUAACCCCAUAUGUUGACUUGAUUGCGCAAGAUAGUAAUUCUUCUAUCAGCCUCCAUGACUGGGUGGUCAAAUGGAUUACUGACAACAGUUUGAAAGACGAGGCUGCUGCUGUUUUCACUAUUGCUUGGAGUAUUUGGAAAGACAGAUGCUCUUGUGUAUUCCAAGGAAAAACCUUAAACCAUCAUGCUACUGCUAGAUUAGCAAUGAAACUGGUCACUGACACUGAGACCUAUUUAAAUGAUGCUAUAUCAAAAGAGUCUGUACAUGUACACUCUUCUGAAGAGAAAAAUCUUUCCACAAGCACCAAUUCUUUGCCAUCUGAUUGUGUGCUUGUUUUCAGUGAUGCUGCUUUUGAUAAAAAUACUAACUUGUUUGGUAUUUGUUUAAUCAUGUUAAACAUUGCAGGUUCUUUCAUUGGAUGCAAACUCAAAGCAGGGUCAGUGAGGAAUGCAGAGGAGGCGGGAAGUCUAGCAUUACUAGAGGCUGUGACAUGGGAAAAAGCUAAAAGCCUGGAGAAAGUUUGCUUCAUUAGUGAUGCUAAAAUAGUUAUAGAUGAUUUUAAUUCCACUAGCAACCAAUUAUUUUGGUAUAAUAAAUCAGUCUUAGAAGACUGUUACCAGUUCUUGCUUUCAUUUGGUUAA